This is a messenger RNA of Eutrema salsugineum, 3736 nucleotides long. RefSeq names its product protein SMG7. The transcript has 8 exons. Bases 166 to 3234 code for a protein of 1022 amino acids. Gene Ontology annotation, biological process: nuclear-transcribed mRNA catabolic process, nonsense-mediated decay. Lineage: Eukaryota; Viridiplantae; Streptophyta; Magnoliopsida; Brassicales; Brassicaceae. The record is from RefSeq and is a predicted model, not a curated record. Gene Ontology annotation, cellular component: telomerase holoenzyme complex. Gene Ontology annotation, molecular function: telomerase RNA binding; protein binding; telomeric repeat DNA binding.
ACCGUCUCAAUAUAUUUUUUUUUCUUUCUCUUCCUCUGUCGAAAAAAACCCUAGUUUCUCUCUCCUCUCACCGAUUUUUCCUUCCGAUGCUCCUGGUCGCAUAGCCAUUCGCAGAUCUGGUUAUUCAGGUUACAUGUGACAUAAUAACCUUGAAUUUUUUGAUGGAUGAUGGCUUCACAGAUGGAUAAAAAUACUGCUAGCUCGCCAAGAGAGCGAGCCCAGUCCAUAUUCGACAAGACUGUUGAGUUAGAAAUCAAGCGUCGGAAGGCUGCUCAGGCUCGAAAUCCGUCUGACCCAAAUCUGUGGCAGCAAAUUCGUGAGAAUUAUGAAGCAAUAAUUCUUGAAGAUCAUGCCUUUUCUGAGAAGCACGGCAUUGAAGUUACUCUGUGGCAGUUGCAUUACAAACGGAUUGAAGACUUUAGAUCGCACAUCAAUGCUGUUUUGGCUUCUAAUAGCUCAAGUGUGGCGCAGAAUGCAAAAGGUCCCUCUAGACCCGAGAAAGGACCCGAACGAGUUGCAAAACUCAAGCUCCAGUUCAGAACAUUCCUUUCCGAAGCAACUGGGUUUUACCAUGAUCUGAUCUUAAAAAUUAGAUCAAAGUAUGGUCUUCCCUUGGGUUAUUUUUCGGAGGAUCAAGAGAGUCAAAAUUUGGCUGAUAAGGAUGGAAAGAAGUUAGCAGAAGUUAAAAAAGGCUUGGUAUCUUGUCACCGUUGUUUAAUAUACCUUGGUGAUUUGGCUCGGUAUAAAGGAUUGUAUGGAGAAGGAGAUUCCAAGAACCGUGAGUAUGCUGCUGCUUCAAGUUACUAUUUGCAAGCAGCUUCUCUAUUGCCAGCCAGUGGAAACCCUCAUCAUCAGCUUGCUAUAAUUGCUUCUUAUUCCGGAGAUGAGUUUGCAGCAACAUAUCGCUAUUUCCGGAGUUUGGCUGUGGAGAGUCCUUUUCCAACUGCCCGUGACAACUUGAUUGUUGCUUUUGAAAAGAAUCGUCAGAUUUAUGCCCAAUUGUUUGCGGCUUCCAAAGACUCAUCUAGGAGGGUGACUGGUAAAGGAAGAGGUAAAGGCGGAGAUGUUUCAUCGAAAGAAGCGAACUUGGUAGCUGGUCCUGAGAAGGAUAAAGUAACUAGUGCAAAUGAGAUUCUCAAAGCAUUCUGCAUUAGAUUUGUUCGUCUCAACGGGAUUCUUUUCACCCGAACAAGCCUGGAGACAUUCUUUGAUGUUCUUGCCUCGACUAGCAGCAGUUUACGAGAGCUGAUUUCUUCGAGCUUAAUGGAAGAGCCGAGUUUUGGUAUAGACACCAGUGACAGCGCACUUUUCAUUGUUAGACUUGUGACAAUUCUUAUAUUUAGCGUCCAUAACUCAAAGAAAGAGACAGAAGGUCAGUCAUAUGCAGAAAUUGUACAGCGUGUGGAGCCUGCCAGAAACUCCGUAACAGCAAGUUUUGAAUUACUUGGACACGUUAUAGAGCAGUGUGCGCAACUGGGUGAUCCUUCGUCGAGUUACUUCUUGCCUGGUGUGUUAGUUUUUGUUGAAUGGUUGGCCUGUUGUCCUGAUAUUGCACUCGGGAGUGAUCCGGAUGAUAGACAGACUGCUGUAAGAAAUAGUUUUUGGAACCAGUGUGUUACUUUCUUCAAUAAGAUCUUGUCGCUUGGGCCGUUGUUUAUUGAUGAUGUCGAAGAUGAGACUUGCUUCUCAAACAUGAGCUUGUAUGAUGAAAGAGAAACUGAAAACCGGCUUGCACUGUGGGAAGACUAUGAAAUAAGAGGAUUCUUGCCACUGCUUCCAGCUCAGACUAUUCUCGACUUCUCAAGAAAACAUUCCUUUCGAACCGAAGGUCCCAAGGAAAAGAAAGCUCGUAUAAAGAGGAUCCUAGCAGCAGGGAAAGCUUUGACCAGUGUGAUCAAAAUUGAUCAGAAUCAUGUGCAUUUUGAUUCAAAGAAGAAGAAGUUCAUUGUUGGUGUAAAACCGUCAGAUGACUUGCUGGAUUCUCAUUCAAGCCCACCAGAAGUUGAUUAUGCUUUACAAGAUGACCAAGCAAUGAUCAAUCAUAAUUUGCCUGUGAUGCAACGAGAUCAACAAAUUUAUUUGGGUGAGGAGGAUGAUGAUGAUGAAGUAAUUGUUUUCAAGCCUCUAGUUGCUGAGAAGAGCAAAGGGGCUUCUGAACAAACAUAUGUUCCUAAUGGAGGCUUCAGGAAUCCUGAUCAAGUUGCUACUAUCGGGGACUUGCAGGCUUUGAGUGGUUCAGAUGCAGCUUUUCAUGAAAAUCUCUAUCUACAAGCAAGAGGCAACGCAAGUGUUCAAGUUCCUGCAUGUGUUGGUUCUAACCUUCUGGGACUUCUUCAGCCGUCAACCCAGUCUCAGGCUAUGCAUUUGCAACAGCUUCAGACACCAGCAGGGCACCCUCAGCCAGCCCAAUCAAUAGCUUCUGCACGACUUCAGCCAAUGCAAUCACAGGUCGCACAACUUCAACCACUGCAAUCACGGGUUGUGCACUUUCAACAAACUCAAGCACAGGCUUCACAUGUUUCACCGGGCCAAUUACAAUCUGCUUCCCUUGGAGGUAGCCUAUCUGGUUUUGCUCAGAUGGCUAAUGGUCUUGUCAUGAGGAAUGAGACGCAUGGAAAUCAUGGAGUUUCCUAUUUCCCUGCACACUCAUUGCCAACCCACCAGUCUUUCAAUGUCAAUGGUAUGGGUGGCAUGCCAUAUUCUCAGUCACGAACACCUGAAGCUGUUUUGCCACCCCAAAUUGAUGCUGUUUCGUCUUCUGGAGUUAUUGCUGAUGGCCUGGGCGUCCAAUCUUCAUUAGCACGAAAAAAUCCAAUCAGUAGACCCUCUAGGCAUCUUGGCCCUCCGCCUGGGUUUAACUCCGUCCCCUCUAAGCUGCUGAAGGAGCCAGCACCUGUUUCGGAUCUGCCUGGCAACAACCUACUGGUUGAUGAUUACAGCUGGUUGGAUGGAUAUCAAGCUCGAUCGUCUCGAGGCACUGGACUCAACAAUUCUUUGAAUUACGCUUCUUCUAGGAAACCAGAACACAUGGGUACCAGUACCAGCAAUGGACUGAACGGGCCUGCCAACUUUCCGUUCCCUGGAAAACAAGUUCCAACAUCACAGGUCAGACCAGAAUUUCCGUAUUUUCAGAAUCCUCAGAAAGAUAACUUUGUGAACGAAAACCAUCAAGCUGGUCAACUCCCCGAGCAAUACCAAGGACAGUCCAGUUGGCCGAGUCGCCACUUUGUGUGAGAUGGGAAUGGAAGAGUAACACGGUAAUUGGGAAUGAUUCAGGUGAGUGUUACGAAAUGUUUUCUGCUACCUAACUCCGAUCGAGCCUUGUUCUGUUGAAGUCUCUAGUUGGAGUCUUUGUGGCCUUGGCAUCUUGUGGGGCACUUCCUACCUGACAGGACACAGCUCAUGUUGGUGAAAGAGAUAUAUGGUGAAGAAUGAAUGGUUACUGCGGAAUUGAUAGGAGUAAAAAAGUGCCUUUCUAUUGCUACUUGAGGAGGAGAUGUUAGACCGUAUGAAUGAAUGAAUUAAGAAAGGAAACGUACCUUGUGGCUCGCUCUCGAUAUCUGAAGCAGUUGGUGGCUGUUUUGCCCUCUUUUUUUAUCUUUUUUGCGAAUAAUGUCUAGCUGUGUACUCGUGCAGCUAUACUUUAUCUAUUGGGUUGCUUUGGUUUCCUCUCAUUUGGUCUACGUUUGUCUUGAACCUCUGGGAAUUGAAUAAAAAGAACUCGUGUUUCAAAACA